Messenger RNA from Rhododendron vialii, 4229 nucleotides. Its product is annotated as protein PIR. Gene Ontology annotation, cellular component: SCAR complex. The record is from RefSeq and is a predicted model, not a curated record. The transcript has 30 exons. Gene Ontology annotation, biological process: regulation of actin filament polymerization; regulation of translation; cell morphogenesis. Gene Ontology annotation, molecular function: RNA 7-methylguanosine cap binding; small GTPase binding. The coding region runs from base 169 to 4029 and encodes 1286 amino acids. Lineage: Eukaryota; Viridiplantae; Streptophyta; Magnoliopsida; Ericales; Ericaceae.
UUUUUACUUACAAGUUACGGAAAAGGAAAGCAGCAAGGUUAAACGUGCGUGUGCUGGUGGAUCCUGAAUCAAAUCCCACGGCAGAUCCUCCAUUUAAAUCACCGAUGGUAACGGGCGAUUAGGUCUCAACGGUUCGAAUUGCAGACGACUAGAGCAAGAGAGACUGCAAUGGCGGUUCCUGUCGAAGAAGCCAUUGCAGCAUUGUCUACUUUCUCGCUGGAGGAUGAGCAACCAGAUGUUCAAGGGCCAGGAGUUUGGGUGUCAACUGAGAGAGGUGCAACAAAUAGUCCAAUUGAGUAUACCGAUGUUUCUGCGUACCGCCUAUCAUUAUCAGAAGAUACCAAGGCUCUCAAUCAACUGAACACCCUUAUUCAUGAGGGAAAGGAUAUGGCAUCAGUGCUCUAUACUUAUCGAAGUUGUGUCAAAGCACUUCCUCAGCUUCCAGAUUCCAUGAAGCAAAGCCAGGCUGACUUAUAUCUAGAAACAUAUCAAGUUCUAGACCUGGAAAUGAGUCGACUGCGUGAAAUUCAGCGCUGGCAAGGAUCAGCUGCAUCUAAACUAGCAGCUGAUAUGCAACGCUUUUCUAGGCCAGAGAGGCGUAUCAACGGCCCUACUAUAACUCAUCUCUGGUCCAUGUUGAAGUUACUUGAUAUUUUAGUGCAACUGGAUCAUCUUAAAAAUGCAAAAGCAAGCAUACCAAAUGAUUUUUCCUGGUAUAAGAGGACCUUCACUCAAGUCAGUAUGCAGUGGCAAGACAAUGACUCAUUGAGAGAAGAGUUAGAUGAUCUUCAGAUUUUCUUGAGCACAAGAUGGGCGAUUUUGUUGAACUUGCAUGUCGAGAUGUUCCGCGUAAACAAUGUAGAGGACAUUCUUCAGGUCCUCAUAGUUUUUGCUGUGGAGUCACUGGAGUUGGAUUUUGCACUUCUGUUUCCAGAGCGGCAUAUCCUUCUUCGGGUUUUGCCAGUUCUUGUUGUACUUGCAACGUCAUCAGAGAAAGACAGUGAGUCACUAUAUAGGAGGGUGAAAAUCAAUAGACUGAUCAAUAUAUUCAAGAAUGAUCCAGUCAUACCUGCAUUCCCGGAUCUUCAUCUUUCUCCUGCUGCAAUUUUGAAAGAGUUGUCUAUGUAUUUCCCCAAAUUCACUGCCCAAACUCGUCUUCUCACUCUUCCAGCCCCUCAUGAGCUUCCAAUCCGUGAAGCACAAGAAUAUCCUCGACAUUAUCUGAUCAUCAAUCAUAUUGGAGCAAUUCGCGCUGAACAUGAUGACUUCAUAGUCCGUUUCGCUUCAGCUAUGAACCAGCUAGUGUUACUGAAAUCAAUGGAUGGUGCAGAUGUUGAGUGGUGCAAGGAAGUCAAAGGGAACAUGUAUGACAUAGUUGUUGAAGGUUUUCAGCUUUUAAGCAAGUGGACUGCUCGAAUUUGGGAGCAAUGCGCAUGGAAAUUCUCUCGUCCCUGCAAGGAUGCAGUUCCUAAUAUGUCACAUGAGAUGGUGACAUCAUCUUCUGACUAUGAAAAGGUUGUACGAUAUAAUUACAGUUCAGAGGAAAGGAAAGCAUUGGUUGAACUUGUUAGCUACAUUAAGAGCGUUGCAUCAAUGAUGCAACGAUGUGAUACAUUGGUAGCUAAUGCUGUAUGGGAAACAAUCCAUGCAGAAGUCCAGGAUUUUGUGCAAAAUACAUUAGCCACUAUGUUGCGGACGACCUUUCGAAAGAAGAAGGACCUAAGUAGGGUUCUUUCCGAUAUGCGCACACUUUCAGCGGACUGGAUGGCAAAUACAAGCAAACCUGAAUCUGAGGUACAACCCUUACAACAUGGAGGCGAAGAAAGCAAAGGGAACUUCUUUUAUCCUAGGCCAGUGGCACCCACUGCUGCACAGGUGCACUGCUUGCAGUUUCUGAUAUAUGAGGUCGUCUCAGGUGGUAAUCUGAGGAAGCCUGGGGGGCUCUUUGGGAAUAGCAGCUCCGAGAUUCCUGUUAAUGAUUUGAAACAACUCGAAACUUUCUUCUACAAGCUUAGCUUUUUCUUGCAUAUAUUAGACUAUACAGAAACUGUUGCAAGUCUGACAGAUCUUGGUUUUUUGUGGUUCAGAGAGUUUUAUUUGGAGUCUUCUCGUGUUAUUCAGUUUCCUAUUGAAUGCUCUCUUCCCUGGAUGCUGGUGGAUCAUGUGAUUGAGGCGCAUAGUACUGGCCUUUUGGAGAGUGUUUUAAUGCCAUUUGACAUUUAUAAUGAUUCUGCUCGGCAAGCGCUGGCUGUUCUCAAGCAACGCUUCCUCUAUGAUGAAAUUGAAGCUGAGGUUGAUCACUGUUUCGAUAUAUUUGUUUCCACACUGUGUGACACUAUUUUUACUUACUACAAAAGUUUGGCUGCAAGUAGUUUACUUGAUUCCUCAUUUCUUUUCUCCGUAGAGAAUGGGGAAAAGUUUUCUGUCCAACCUAUGAGAUUCACUGCUCUACUAAAGAUGACUCGAGUGAAGUUAUUGGGAAGGACAAUUAACCUAAGAAGUCUGAUUGCUGGAAAGAUGAACAAAAUAUUCAGGGAGAAUAUUGAAUUUUUGUUUGACAGGUUUGAGUCUCAGGACCUGUGUGCUAUUGUGGAAUUGGAAAAGCUUCUGAAUAUCUUGCAACUUGGUCAUGAAUUGCUGUCCAGAGAUCUUUCAAUAGACUCAUUCAGUCUCAUGUUAAAUGAGAUGCAGGAGAAUAUAUCUAUCGUGUCAUAUUCCAGUAGACUUGCUUCUCAGAUUUGGUCGGAGAUGCAAAUUGAUUUUUUGCCAAACUUCACGCUCUGUAAUACUACUCAGAGAUAUGUUCGUUCAUCAAAAGUACCCCCUGCUUCUCUUCAGAAGCCUACAAUUCCACAUUCAAAGCCGAGUUUUUACUGUGGUACUCAGGAUCUAAAUUCUGCACACCAAAGCUCUGCGCGGUUGCAUAGUGGAUUCUUUGGAAUGCCUCACAUGUUUUCCGUCGUGAGGCUCUUAGGAUCUAGAUCAUUACCUUGGCUCAUCCGUGCUCUACUGGAUCAUGUAUCGAAUAAGAUAACUACCCUUGAACCAUUGAUUACAGGAUUGCAAGAUGCACUGCCGAAGUCUAUUGGGCUUCUUCCUUUCGAUGGUGGAGUAACAGGUUGUUUGAGGAUUGUCAAAGAACAUCUGAAUUUGGGGUCAAAAUCAGAACUUAAAGCAGAGGUUCUACGUGGAAUAAAGGAGAUCGGAAGUGUAUUAUACUUGAUGGGGCUUCUUGAUAUUGUUCUGAGAGAAGUAGAUACCACUCAUUUCAUGCAAACAGCUCCGUGGUUGGGCUUGAUUCCUGGUGCAGAUGGGCAAAUAUUGCAGGCCCAAGAAGGGGCAGAUAGCCCUAUUGUCACUCUCUUCAAAUCAGCAACUGCUGCAACUGUGUCAAAUCCUGGGCUCUCAACUCAAACAUCAUUCUACACCAUAUCAAAACAGGCAGAAGCUGCUGAUCUGUUGUGCAAAGCGAACAUGAACACUGGAAGCGUGCUGGAAUAUGCCCUUGCUUUUACAAGUGCGGCAUUGGAUAAAUAUUGUACUAAAUGGAGUGCAGCUCCAAAGACGGGGUUUAUUGACAUUACAACUUCCAAAGACUUCUAUCGCAUAUUUAGUGGCCUUCAAAUCGAAUAUCUGGAGGAAUCUGUUCAAGUACCACCAAGCCAUCAUGAAGUGCUGGGGGAUUCAGUAGCCUGGGGUGGUUGUACUAUAAUAUACCUGCUUGGCCAACAACUGCACUUUGAACUUUUUGAUUUUUCCUAUCAAGUCCUGAAUAUUGCUGAAGUGGAAGCUGUAUCAAUAACACAGACUCCGAAGAAUUCUCCUUCUGCACAGGGGUGGCAAGCAUUGUUAGAAGCAAUGAAGAAAGCAAGGAGGUUGAAUAAUCACGUAUUUUCUAUGCUGAAAGCACGCUGCCCGCUGGAAGACAAACAAGCAUGCGCCAUCAAGCAAAGUGGCGCCCCUCUACAUCGCGUCAAGUUUGAGAACACAGUGUCUGCAUUUGAAACAUUGCCACAAAAAGGUUCUUAGAUUGCUCGUUCCUUGGAUCCUUCUUGUAUUUUUAUGGUCUCCUAGAUCUUGUAAUUGUGAUCUUGUUGAAUAUGCUUACCUCUUUGUAUCUGAUGGAAGAAUUGAAACAUCAAAAUUAGCAAAUUCUGAACUCAGUAUAGGCAAGCGGCUGUUUCCAGCACUGGUGUAUUGUUUUUAUUAAAGUGGCACCAUUACAAUCU